Messenger RNA from Lodderomyces beijingensis, 1320 nucleotides. The record is from the annotation of a GenBank genome assembly. Lineage: Eukaryota; Fungi; Ascomycota; Pichiomycetes; Serinales; Debaryomycetaceae.
AUGGACUUUGUGGGCGAAAUAGUCGAACACGAGACGGAGGCACCCUUAGCUCCAACCGCUCUUAAUGCAACCAGUGGAUUCCCCGACCCGUCAAAGCGGAAAGUGUCGAGAUGGAAGCAAAAUAAACAACAAAGUUCACCCAAGCCACCACUGACAGCCGCCAUUGCGCCGCGCUUUGAGCCCACCGGCAACGAUUCCAGUUCAGAGAUGGAACGGAUCAAUAAGGAGAAUACGGAUAAGCUUGCGCGUAUGUCCAAUGAUGAGAUUGUCCGCGAGCAACAAGACAUUAUGAACCAAUUCGACCCCAAGCUUCUAGAGGGCCUCUUGCGGCGAUCCAAGGCGAGAGAAGGGGCCGCGAACGAGAUGGCGAGUCCAUUUGCUCAUCGCGAACACGGGCACGAACAUGAACAUGCCGAGGGAUAUAACGGGUGGAUUGGAGAAAUAAAGACUGAUCAGGGUUUGAGGAGUAUCUCGCACUUGGACAAAGAUGAAGCUGCGCAAGUUCUUGGAGAUGUUGCCCAUGACUCUGAGAAGAAGAAGGUGACAUUUGACGACUCGAAAACUGAGAUUGUUGAGGCUGAACCACAAAAGCAAGAUGAGAUUGCUCCCGAUGGAUACCAAAUUGGAGAGGAUGAGCUCGAAGAAGGAGAACAACAGAACAACACUGUGCAUUUCACAAAGCCCACCUCCGAGGAAAUCGACUUGGAUGACCCUCAGUUUUUCGAUAAGUUGCAUGAAAAGUAUUAUCCUGACUUGCCCAAGGAAACGGAAAAGCUUUCGUGGAUGACGACGCCAGUGGCUGCACAAGUCUCGACAACCUAUGAAAGCAUCUCGGAUAUGAGAUUUGAUUUCAAAGGAAACUUGGUCCAAAUCACCGUAGAUGAUGAGGAAGAAACAGAAACAGAGGGAGAAGAAAGAAAAAACAAGGGCAUUCCAACUUAUCUUGGAUUGCACCAUCAUUCAGAGAACCCGCAAUUGGCAGGCUAUACCUUGAGUGAACUUGCUCAUCUUUCCAGAUCAGUCGUUGCCAGUCAACGGAGUUUGAGCAUACAGACCUUGGGUAGGAUAUUGCAUAAGCUCGGCUUGCAUCAGUACAAUAUCUUGCCCAUCCCCGAGUCCGAACAAGAUGCGAAUUUAAAAGAGAUGGUUACGCAUUUUGAACAGAUGAUGUGGGAUUUGAUUGAUCAGUUGAGAAUCGUCGACUCUUUGACAGAGGCUGCCGAUGAGAAAAAGACAAAGAAUCUUUCGGUGCGCAGUUAUGCUAUUGAGGCGUUGUGGUUGUUGAAGACCGGUGGCGGUCCGCCCAAAGCCUCUACCUGA